Molecule: messenger RNA, 818 nt
Organism: Coffea arabica (coffee)
Lineage: Eukaryota; Viridiplantae; Streptophyta; Magnoliopsida; Gentianales; Rubiaceae
Product: tropinone reductase homolog At5g06060-like
Molecular function (GO): oxidoreductase activity
Source: RefSeq, a predicted model, not a curated record
AUGUCAAAGGUAGGAGAAAAUAAUUCUGCAUGGUCUUUGUCGGGAAAAACAGCUCUAGUUACCGGUGGAAGUCGAGGAAUUGGCCGUGCAAUUGUGGUGGAGCUAGCUCAACUUGGUGCCACAGUCCACACCUUUUCGAGAAAAGAAGCAGAUCUGAAUGAAUGCUUGCAAGAAUGGUCCUCCAAGGGAUUCAAAGUGACUGGUUCAGUCUGCGAUGCAUCUUCAAGAGAGCAAAGAAAUCAGCUCAUCGAAAAGGUCUCUUCCAUCUUCAAUGGGAAGCUCAACAUCGUUGUAAACAACGUUGGAACAACCAAAAUGAAGCCAGCUGAAGAGUUUACCUUGGAAGAAUAUGACAUGAUCAUGUCUACAAAUCUUGAAUCUUCUUUCCACUUUUCCCAACUCGCUUAUCCUCUCCUAAAAGCCACUGGGAUUGGAAACAUCGUCUUCAUUUCUUCUAUUGCUGGCUUGGUCAGUGUAGAAGGUGCAUCUGUUUAUGCAGCAACAAAAGGUGCAAUGAAUCAACUCACCAGGAAUUUGGCUUGUGAAUGGGCUAAAGAUAACAUUCGCGUAAAUUGCCUUGCACCUGGGGCUAUUAAAACCCCAUUAACGGAAUCUGUGCAGGAUUAUGAUGAAAAAUUGAAGAAAAUGGAUGCAAGAACCCCAAUGAAUCGAGCUGGAGAACCAGAAGAGGUUUCAUCCCUCGUUGCUUUCCUUUGUCUGCCAGCCGCUUCCUACAUAACCGGACAGGUUAUAGCUGUCGAUGGAGGACUGACUGCAAAUGGAAUCCAGUGGAAUUAAUCAUUAAAGGCUCUAUCUUG